This is a messenger RNA of Ostrea edulis (European flat oyster), 3462 nucleotides long. RefSeq lists its product as uncharacterized. The record is from RefSeq and is a predicted model, not a curated record. Lineage: Eukaryota; Metazoa; Mollusca; Bivalvia; Ostreida; Ostreidae. The coding region runs from base 28 to 1782 and encodes 584 amino acids. The transcript is spliced from 8 exons.
GAUAGAUUAAAAAAAAACGAAGAAAAAAUGCCGCAAGGGAGGGGGCGUGGUCGUGGAGGCCAUCCCCGGGGGAGAGGAAAUCGGACCCCGAAACGCGUCACGGAGAAGGAGGAACCAGUAGAAGUGAGUUUGGAGACCAACCCCCAGGGUUACUUCACGGGGAGUGUUACUGUUGAGCAGCAUCACAACGGACAAAAUGAAAAUCGAGAGAGAUACGCAGCAACGAUGGCAGUGUUGCAGGAAAAUGGGGUGGAAAUUGCACAAAAUGCUCGCAUUCGAGCGCUGGCGGCAGCCUGGGCAAGGAAAGAUUUCCAGUUGGCAGAAUCCUUCCUGGAAAACCAAGACAACUUUGGUCUGAAUGAGGUUCUGAAAGCACUACAGCUUCUAGAUGCCGGGCGUCAGGCCAGGGUGCUGGAAAAGAAGAUGAAAAUGCUGCAGGUGUCCAAAAACAAAGUCAAAGCCAAAACCAUAGGGAAACUCAAGUCUGACAUAGAUAACUUGAACAAGAUGAAAUCAGCUUAUGGCUCUGCUAGUGGUGCUAUUUGCAAGCACAUCCGAAGAUGGGUGCAGCGUUUCACCUCAAAGGAACUGGAGUUUUAUGCCAUCCAUUUUCCUAAAGACCCAUGGAAGAAACUAGCCGAUAUCUGCCACUUUCACCCACAGAAGGACUUCCCAUCCUUGGAGUGGUUUUUGCCUUACUGCUAUGGACAAGGCCCGCCUCCUGACACCACCGUGGGCCGCAUGGUGACAUUAACCGCUGAUAAUGUCAACGAAAUGUUGGUGGAUUUGUCCAUUCCAUACCUGUCUGUGAAGGCACACAAGGACAAACUGACCAAUGCUUCCAAGGGCCUCAUUGCAGAGCGGGAGGAUAAACUAGACACAAUCCUCUGGUGGUAUGAGGAAUUGGCAUGCUUGGAGGUUGAUGAUGUAAUACAAAGGCGGCUGGAGAAUGGUGACCCUGUGACCUUGCCAAUCGGGAAACUCUUGGAGAGACUGCUAGUCUUCAAACAACUGUUUGACCGGAGUUCUGACGGAGAAUUGCCAAUCUGGAAGCUCUUGAAGAGGCUGCUAGUCUUCAAGCAGCUGUUUGACUGGAGUUCUGACGGAGAACGAAAGGCCAAGUUUUAUGGUGACCUUCUGAAGAUAGCUGAAGAUCGUCUGAAACAGAUCAAACUUCCUUUGGAGUCCCCAGUCCUAGUGAUGGGCGAUGCUUCCUCAUCCAUGUCCGUGGCGGUAAAGACUAGUACCAUCAUCGCGGGAAUUCUGACCGCUGUAACCUCCGCCAAACUCUCCUUCUUUAACACCACAUACAAGGAGCCAAAAAAAGUCCCUACAAAUGUUGAAGAGGUACUGGAGCUAGCUUUGACUACUCGAGCUAACGGGUCUACAGCAAAUGCUGCCAGCUUGUAUCCAUACUACGAGAGAAAAGAAGUCAUGAAGACACUCUUCAUGGUCACUGAUGAAGAAGAGAAUACAAACUUCCAAAACUUCAGAUUCAAGGAGUUGUAUAAGAAGUACUGUGAGGAGGUGUACCCAGCCAAACUGGUAUUUGUGUCGUUUUUGUACAACCAGCACUCGAAAGGUCAAAUGGUCACCAAGUUUCAAGAGGAUGGAAUUGAUGUCAUACAGUUUGUGUUCCAUCGAUCCCAACCAGAUCUGACAAAACUGGACAAGCUGUUUGGUUUGCUGUCAGCAGAGACACAGUCAUUUGAGGAUCAGAUUAAGACAACAGAGGAGGCAAUUAAGGCAGAGGGCGUGGGCAAGGUGUUCAAAGAGCUAUGAUGAAUCGUUCAAAUGAAUCUGUAGAUUCAGAGCAAUGAAUCACAAAUGCAUAUAUUGAAAUCAGAUGAUGGCAAAAUAUACUGUGGGAUAAUAGAGUUUGUUCUUUUGCGCAAUUAUGAAGUAAUUCAUUAUUUAUUUAAAUGUAAAGAUAACUGAAAUGGUAGAAAAAUUGCUAGCUGCUAUUUAAAACCCCAAACCCAAAACUCUCAAAUUUGAUAAAUUUAAAAAAUGUAGAAAUAUUUUGUAGUAUAUACAAAUUCAUUGAAGUAAUAAUUUUCAUUAACCUGUAUAUUUAUUAUUGAUUUGAACAUACAUGUAAGUUUAUAACAUGCUUGCAUUUCUGGGUACCUGUAAGGUGCGAAACGAAACGAAAUCUACCGAAACGAAACGAAAUCUAACGAAACGAAACCUACCGAAACGAAACAGAUUGUAUAACCGAACUCUUUUAAUUAUACAAAGUUUUAAAAGUUGGAAGGGGGUGAGUAAGCACAAAGUACAUAUCCGAAGUUGAUUAAAUACCAUGUGCAAUUAGUUUCGGAUCCAUAAAUUUCAGAACGGAGGGUUGUAAUUUCAGAGGUAUGGGGAAACACACUAAACGAGGGGUGGGGUCGCCGGCGUUGGAUCCGCAUUUGGGUAUAGAUACAUUAUUUGAAGAACCUGGUGUCUGAGAAAGUUGAAAGCAGGAAGAACUCUUAACCCCUUAUUUUAUCUCUAACUGCUGAGGUACGAGUGCUUUCAAUAAUGGAAAAAUAUUCAAUAGUAUACCAUAUUAUAUGAAUGCAAUUCGGUAAGAUAUAUAUACAUAUAUUAUUAAAAAUUAUUAUUGAUACACUGUAUGUAGUUUUUUUUUAUCACAUGACUAUGCCUUUCAUGUUUAACUGUGCAUAAUACUUUAUAUUUGAAUUAUUUUUUUGAUAUUUUAUUUUAUCCGACAUUAUGUUAUUUAUGUAUAUUGUAUUAUAGAUAUUUUUGUAUUGCAUCAGUUAAAUUGUGUGAUUUUUAUGCCCCCGAGAUCGAAGAUCGGGGGGCAUAUUGUUUUUGUCCUGUCUGUCAUUCUGUCUGAAACUUUAACCUUGCUAAUAACUUUUGAAUAAUAAAUGAUAGAGCUUUGAUAUUUCACAUGAGUAUUCCUUGUGACAAGACCUUUUCGUGGGUACCAACAUUUUUGACCCCGUGACCUUGACCUUGGAGUUUGACCUACUUUUUGAAAACUUUAACCUUGCUAAUAACUUUUGAACAGUAAGAGAUAGAGCUUUGAUAUUUCACAUGAGUAUUCCUUGUUGCAAGACCUUUCUGUUGGUAUUGAACCUUUUGACCUUGACAUUUGGCCUACUUUUAAUUUUUUUUUUUUACAUUGAUCAUAACUUCUAAAUGGUAAAUAUUAGAGUUUUCAUAUUGUACAUGAGCAUUUCUUUUGACAAGAUCUUUCUACUGGUACCAAGAUAUUUGCCCUUGUGACCUUGGCUAUCUUCGGAAUUGGCCAUUAUCGGGGGCAUUCGUGUUUCACAAACACACCUUGUUUUUUCUAUUGUGCAAUAUGAAUAUGUGUAGUUGUAAGUUGACUGUGUUAAAUGGGUUUUUUGUUUGUUUUUGUUUUUUUUAGAUUUUUGUCACAUAUAAAAAUAUGACUUUAAUUAGGAAUAUUUUGCUGGAUUAAAAUGAAAGCAAAUUUGAUAAACA